Messenger RNA from Cylicostephanus goldi, 279 nucleotides. The record is from the annotation of a GenBank genome assembly. NCBI's taxonomy places the organism in Eukaryota, Metazoa, Nematoda, Chromadorea, Rhabditida, Strongylidae.
AUGAAUGAAUUUGUGCCUGUCAUGGAGUUUGAGGAUUUUCUGGAAGGUAAAGAACUCGUUGGCAAUCUUUUUUCAUCAGUCUUCCGCGCUCAUGAUUUCAAUAUGGACAUACUAUUGACCAAGUUGUCUACCUACAACCAUACAAAGAAGGAUGGACCAAAGAAUAUGUUCUCAAAUAUGAUCACAGAGAAUGUAUCGAUGGCUCACGAUUCUACAAAAAUGAGAACAAUGCAUGGUGAGGAAGAAGGUCCUGAAAAAACAUCACACCCAACUUUUUAG